Molecule: messenger RNA, 1518 nt
Organism: Ilex paraguariensis (yerba mate)
Lineage: Eukaryota; Viridiplantae; Streptophyta; Magnoliopsida; Aquifoliales; Aquifoliaceae
Source: the annotation of a GenBank genome assembly
AACCCUUUGCAAAACACACACACACACACACAGUGACAGAGAGCUCUAUCACUCUUUACUUCCCAGAGCCCUAACAAUGGCGGUGAAUGGCACUUCAAACAUCCUCCAGGUCCAAAGAAUCCCGCAAUCCAAAUACACAGACGCUCUCCGUUUUCUCCCUUCAAUUUCUCCAUUCAAUCGCUUUGUCAUCCUCGCCCUUUUCGACUCCGAUUCCAACAACUUUUCUCUCGAAACCCUUAACCUAACCCCUUCAAAAACCCCAAACUUAAACCCCCAAUCCUCUCUUACCUUACCCUCAAGAAUCAACUCCCUCAAAGUAUCUCAAACCCCCCAGAAACCCCUCAUUGCCGCCUCAACUUUUUCAGGUUCUUUACACAUUCUCUCUUCAAAUCCCCUUGAUGGGUAUCUGAAAAAUGAGGCCUUGGUGCAUGAUAAGGGGUUUCAUGUGGGACCCAUUUCGUGUGUUGAUGUGAGUGAAAAUGGGUCUCAGUGUGUGAGUGUUGGGGAGGAUGGGAGGGUGAAUUUGGUGAAGAUUGGUGAUUCUGGGGUUGAUUAUUCGAGGGUUUUUGACAGUAACGGAUUGGUCUCAUAUACCGCAGCUAAAUGGGCUUCGCCGACAGAGUUUGCCACGGGUGGUUUGGGUUUUAGUCUUCUGUGGUGGGAUCAGAGGAGGCCUGGUGGACCAGUGUCUCAGUUCAAGGGCAAUUGGGCCCAAAGAACUGCUCCAGGACUUGUCCACUCAAUUGAUAUCCAUCCAUCACGGAAGCACACUUGUGUGGCAGGAGGCUCUUCUGGUACUGUAUUUGCAUGGGAUCUUCGGUGGCAACAGCAGCCUAUAAUUCUUUCUGGUCUUGGGAUUGAUGAUGCUCCAGCACCAUCUGAAAGUGAGGUAUGGGAGGUCCAGUAUGACAGCUAUACGCAUUCCUCCAACAUUGGUGGCAUCUCAUCUUCACGAGUCUUACCUGUAAUGAUUUGCUCAGAAGAUGGCAUCCUUGCCGUCAUUGAGCAAGGUGGACCACCCAUGGAGAUCUUGGCUGAACCCUGUGCCAUCAACAGCUUUGAUAUUGACAGACAAAGUCCCUCCGAUGUGAUAUGCAGUUUGGAGUGGGAGUCUGUAGCCAUCUUGACAAGGCCAUGAAUUAUGGAACAUGGACAUGAGGAAAAUUAUUUCUUAAUCCGAGCACUCCCUACACCAUUUUUUGUGACGGCACCCCGGAAGCUUCUCUGAGUUAUUCCAUGCUGAAGUAGUAGAUCAUUCUCCGUGAAGACGGUUGAAUGAAGUUAGUCUGAUGUAAAGUAUGUGUUUGCUAUGGCCUAUGGACUGUAGAAUGUAGUAGUUACCUUCAUAAGUCUUACCCAAAUAAUACUGUAUAGGGCCAUGGGAGGGAGUCGUUUAUACACUUAUUUGUAGGCAUUUUCUUUCGCUGCUAUAGAAAUGCAAGCAGCAGCAGCAGGAGGUUGCCUGGUUGACAGAUUGGUGUUAAUGAAGAGUUCAAAAGCCGUAAACUCAGACGUGUU